AGACAUUUUAGUAAAAUUGCAUUAUUUAUAAACAGAUGCAGUUCAUGCAGUAACAUUGAAUUGAAUUAAAUACUGAAAAGUUUUACUAAGAUCGUAUUAAUUCGGUACAAUCAUGGAUUCUGUGGACUUGUUAGCUCGUGAGGAAGAGUUUAGAAAACUAAACAAACAACUGGAGAAGAAAACUAUCAGUUUGAUGAAAGAAAUUGAGAAUUCCAUGCAAAAGCAGGACAUAUUCUCCACCUACUCGCCGAGCAGAAGUGUUAACCGUCAAAGACAGUCCUCCUAUGACACAUCAAAAAGCAAUACACCGGAGUCUACACCGAAGAAAGGAGUUAAAACCACACAGAGACCAAAUAAAAUACUUUCCAAAGAGAAUACAAACGCUAUCAAUAUAAAAAAAUCUAAUUUAGAAGCUGCAGACAACCUUUCAAGUGAAAAGAUCAUUAGUAGCACAGUUUGUGAUUGCGCAAAGUAUGAUAUUGAAUCAGAUUUGGAGUUUUUGUAUGCAUUUGUCUCUGUAAAUGUACAAAUGGGAGUGCUACCGCAGACAUUUCUUAAAGAUAAGCUGAAUGUGGAGAGUGUGUGCAAGUUUUUGGCUUCCAAAGUCAAGUUGAUGCAGGAGCAGCUCGCCACUCUGCAGACCAGCAUUGACAGGAAGGUAUCUCAGUGUGAGAACCACUUAACUCAAAUAGCGGAACAUGAGAGUGCAAGACUGAAAUUGUUGAAUAAAACUAAUAAUUUGAGUGCUGAAGCGGCUGACUUGAGGGCCAAGUGCAUGGCACUUCAAAAUAGACUGAAUGAGAAAGACCGACUCUACAAGGAGCAAAGAAGCGAGACAGACAAACUACGAAGUGAAGUGAAAAGGCUGAGGACUCAAAACGCAUCGGUUGAGGCGAAAUGUGUCACUAGAGAAGAAGAAAUAGAUAGAUUGAAGUUACAAGUGGAAGCCUUGAAAAAUACUGAAAAGGAAUUCCGAGCGUCAACGCGCAGUUUAUCCGCGUCACACACUAACGCCAUCUCGCGGCUAGAAACGAAAACCAAACUGCUGCUCUCUACCAUAGACAAACAGAAGAGUCUCAUAGAGAACCUAAAGCAACAGAACUCUAUAUUGUCUGUGGGCAACAGCUUGAAGGCCUUCGAAAAGGAAUAUGAACAGUUUUUGACUCAAGAUUUCUGAAUAAAGGUUUUGUAUAAAG
Messenger RNA from Plutella xylostella (diamondback moth), 1196 nucleotides. RefSeq lists its product as uncharacterized. Lineage: Eukaryota; Metazoa; Arthropoda; Insecta; Lepidoptera; Plutellidae. The record is from RefSeq and is a predicted model, not a curated record.